CGGCCGUUGCCGUAAAGGCCGCCAGGACGCCGUAAAGCGUCCCGCGGAGGCGGCGCACUAAGAUGGCGGCGGCUGGGCCCGGAGCCGGUGGCGGAGGAGUAGUAGCCGGGGGCCGCGGGGCCCGCGCCUGAGCGACGGCCUGGAGCUGCCGGCAGUCGGUUGCCAGCGAACCUCCAGCCCUGGCCUCGGCACUCGCUGCCCGUGACGCCGCCGCGCUCCGGACAGGGUGAACGCACAAGAAAAGAAAAUGUCGGAUAAAGGGAGCAGCAUGGACGGGAAGACGGAUAUAGUGAAUGGUAGUUUGUCUAGCAGCCCAGAGGAGAUGUCAGCUGAAGAAGGCCGAGAAACCUCCUCUGGUAUCGAAGUGGAGGCCUCUGACCUCAGCUUGAGCCUUACAGGAGAUGACGUGGGGCCCAAUCGCACCAGCACAGAGAGCCGGGACACGGACACGGAGAGCUCGGGGGAAGAGAAGGACUCUGACAGCAUGGACGACACGGGCCACUACUCCAUAAAUGAGGAGAACCGGGCCCAUGACCGAUCACACUCGGAGGAGGAUGAGGAGGAUGACGAAGAGGAGGAGCAGCGGUCCCACCGCCGCGCUCAGCGCAAACGUGCCAACCACGAUCAAGACUCCUCCGAUGACGAGCAGGCCCUGGAGGACUGGGUGUCCUCGGAGACCACGGCGCUGCCCCAGCCCCGCUGGCAGGCGGUCCAUGCCCUCCGGGAAAGGGAGCUGGGCUCCAGCUCCCGCUUUGUCUACGAGGCCUGCGGGGCCAGGGUUUUCGUGCAACGCUUCCGCCUCCAGCACGGCCUCGAGGGCCACACGGGCUGUGUCAAUACCCUGCACUUUAACCAGCGCGGCACGUGGCUGGCCAGCGGCAGCGAUGACCUCAAAGUGGUGGUGUGGGACUGGGUCAGGAGGCAGCCGGUGCUGGAGUUUGAGAGCGGCCAUAAGAGCAACGUCUUCCAGGCUAAGUUCCUUCCCAACAGCGGCGACUCCACUCUAGCCAUGUGUGCUCGGGACGGCCAGGUCCGAGUAGCCGAGCUCUCCGCCACCCAGUGCUGCAAAAACACCAAGCGUGUGGCACAGCACAAAGGAGCUUCGCACAAGCUGGCCCUAGAACCGGAUUCUCCAUGCACUUUCCUAUCAGCAGGUGAAGAUGCUGUAGUCUUCACCAUCGAUCUGAGACAAGACCGGCCUGCCUCGAAACUGGUUGUGACAAAGGAGAAGGAGAAGAAAGUGGGUCUGUAUACUAUCUACGUGAACCCAGCCAACACCUACCAGUUUGCUGUGGGAGGCAGAGAUCAGUUUGUGAGGAUUUAUGACCAGCGAAAAAUAGAUGAGAACGAAAACAACGGCGUGCUGAAGAAGUUCUGCCCUCACCACUUGGUAAACAGCGAGUCCAAAGCUAACAUCACCUGCCUCGUGUACAGCCACGACGGGUCGGAGCUCUUGGCCAGCUACAACGAUGAAGACAUUUAUCUGUUCAACUCCUCUCACAGCGACGGAGCGGAGUAUAUCAAGAGAUACAAGGGACAUCGCAAUAAUGCCACUGUGAAAGGCGUCAAUUUUUAUGGCCCGAAAAGUGAGUUUGUGGUGAGCGGCAGCGACUGUGGCCAUAUCUUCCUGUGGGAGAAGUCGUCCUGCCAGAUCGUGCAGUUCAUGGAGGGCGACAAGGGAGGAGUGGUGAACUGCCUCGAGCCUCACCCUCACCUGCCCGUCCUGGCCACCAGCGGCCUCGACCACGACGUCAAGAUCUGGGCGCCCACGGCGGAAAAUCCCACCGAGCUGGCGGGCCUGAAGGAGGUGAUCAAGAAGAACAAGCUGGAGCGCGACGAGGACAGCCUCCAUCACACGGACAUGUUCGACAGCCACAUGCUCUGGUUCCUCAUGCACCACCUCCGACAGAGGCGUCAUCACCGGCGUCGGAGAGAGCCCGGAGCGCCGGACGGCGACUCGGACGAGUCUCCCAGCUCCUCGGACACCUCGGACGACGAGGAGGAGGGACCGGACCGGGUGCAGUGCAUGCCUUCGUGAGACCACCGCCGCCGCGCCGAGACCCCCCCCCCCGCGCCCCCCCUCCCAUCACCACCAAACCACCCCCCACCCACCCACCCCCCCUCCAAAAAAAAAAAAAAAAAAAAAAUCUCUACUAACACUUUGGAGCUUUUUAUUGACAUGUUGAGCCACCACCCCCCCCCCCAGCGGCGUAACCCCCCCCCCCCCGCCCCCGGGGGGGGGAGCCCGGACCACCCCAGGGGCUCGGAGCGCCCUUCGGAGAGUGGGGAAGGAGGGGGGGCCCCCGGGGGCAGCGCGGGAGCGGAGGAUUUGCCGGAUGGGGCUGCGAGCUUCCUUCCCCCCCCCCCCUUUUUUUUUUUUUUUGGAAUUAUUUUAUUUUUUUCGGGGGGGGGGGGGGAGCGCGUUUCCCAGCAGGAACGCGGCUCCCCGCUCGCUCCUUCCCGCGAGUGGGGCCGAGGCAGCCGCUCUUCCCGUUGCUUUUCUGUUCUUUUUUUUGAUUUUUUUUUGUUUUUUUUUUUGGGGGGGGGGGGUGGAUUUGGACCCCCACCCUGAGCCGGGGGGGGGGCACAUCUGCUCCUUCCUCCCCGCUGCGGGGCCGUUUUGCAGAGAGAUGCUUGUCUAGUUUGUACAUAUCAGUGAUUUGCACUUGGUUUGCCCCGUUCUCCAGCCUGCCCCCCCCCCCCGCACGCCCCCCCCCCGCGGCCCUUCGCCCCCCCCCAAUCCCCCCAGCAUCAGCCAUAGCUGAAAUGGGGUGGGGGUGGGGGGAAGGAAAGAGAGGGGGGAAAAAAUCCAUUCAUUUUCUGUUACUUUUAAGGAAAUUUUUGGGGGGAGCUGCGGUGAGGACUCUCCCCCCCAUUUGCCCCCCCCGCCCCAUUUGCCCCCCCCCCCCGUCCCAUCACUGGUUAGAGGCCUAAUUUUAUAUGUAUUAAAAAAACCAAAUCGAACUUGGACGUUAUCAAGUUAAAAUUAUUGUAAAAGUUUGAAUAUAUAUUAUAUAUAAAUGCAAUAAAAACCGAUGGAGAGAU
This is a messenger RNA of Rhea pennata, 3045 nucleotides long. It is a transcript of the gene DCAF8, whose product is annotated as DDB1 and CUL4 associated factor 8. The transcript is spliced from 14 exons. Lineage: Eukaryota; Metazoa; Chordata; Aves; Rheiformes; Rheidae. Gene Ontology annotation, molecular function: protein binding. Bases 248 to 2038 code for a protein of 596 amino acids. The record is from RefSeq and is a predicted model, not a curated record. Gene Ontology annotation, cellular component: cytoplasm; Cul4-RING E3 ubiquitin ligase complex.